AUGGUGCAGGAGAAGCUCGAAUCGAGCACCAACGAGUGGUUGAGCGUGAUCGACGCCUGCAGCACCAGCGUGACCGUCUGGUUCGAUGGGUACUGCGUGCGCGAUAGAAUGUGGUCCAGAGUGGUGACGUUGAUCACCGGUCCGGUGCUCCUGGAACUGCACGGGGAGUCCCCCGCCGGGCGAUUCUCCUCCCAUUGCGUUGGGGGCGCCGUGUCGUUCUUGCUUUUCGUACCGGAGGAGGAAGAAGAACAGUUGCACGAGGGGGAAUCGGACGAGGAGGAGGAGGAAGAGGAGGAAUCGGAAGAGGAGGAGGAGGAGGAGGAGGAAUUGGAAGAGGAGGAGGAGGGAGAGGUAUCGGAGGAGGAGGCAAUGGUGGCAGAGAAGGCGGAGGGAGAGGGUGAGGAGGAGCGGGCAGUGGAGGCUUUAAGGUUCUGCCAGGAGCGCGUGCCUCCCGGCAUGAGAUCCAAUAGCUCCUCGUCUGUCGGGCUCGCCACUCCCGCCACUCCCGCCGCCCGUGUGUGCGCCCGUUUCGCCUUUCCCUGCGAGCGCGCCCACUGCCGCAUGGCGCGCCUGGUGCGCUUCUCCGACUUCCGCUGCGCCACCCCCUGCAGGCGCGCGCUCUGCCUGUGCCACUCCUGCAGCCGCCCCUCGAACUGCGCCUCCGUCUCCUCCCACAGCGCGCGCGCCAUCUCCGCAUUUGCCGCCCGCUUCGCCCGCUCCGCCUCAUCCUCCGCCUCCCCGAGCUCUCGCGCGUUCCGCAUGGGAACCCCGUUAGAAGCAUGCACGCCCGCACUGCUGUACACGAUAGAAGCAGCCGCGUUAUGGGCUGUGAAACCGACCGCCAGCAGCGCAACGAGUGCCAGUUGA
Messenger RNA from Closterium sp. Naga37s-1, 867 nucleotides. The record is from the annotation of a GenBank genome assembly. Lineage: Eukaryota; Viridiplantae; Streptophyta; Zygnematophyceae; Desmidiales; Closteriaceae.